Molecule: messenger RNA, 834 nt
Organism: Parnassius apollo (apollo)
Lineage: Eukaryota; Metazoa; Arthropoda; Insecta; Lepidoptera; Papilionidae
Source: the annotation of a GenBank genome assembly
AUGUCAGACGUCUGGGUGGAAUUACGAGCGCCGCGCUUCGUCGUACACCGCCACAGCGCCGUCCUGCGUUGCGAGCACAAUGUUGAUCCAGAGUCCCUAUACAAGGUAGUGUUUUUUAAACAUGGUCAAAGGAUAAUGAAGUACGUUCGCGGCCGAGAUCCACCUUUUGAACUUUACAAUUUCACUGGCGCUGAUAUAAAUUUAAUACAAUUAACACCCACAUCGAUAACACUGGAGAGAAUGGACUUUUCAGCGUCCGGUUCGUACGCUUGCGAGAUAGCACUGGAGACACCUUUGUAUUCCAAAGUGUCUAAAUUGCAUGAAUUAAAUGUCAUAGUCCGCCAGAAAUACCGUCCAAAAAUAAAAAUUAAACACAAGAAGUUGUCGUCCAACGAGAAUCUAGAAGCAACAUGUCAAAGUGCACCCGCCCAUCCAGCCCCACAUCUUACAUGGUUCAUUAACCAUAUGAAGGUGGAUGAAAGGCUGAUCGAACCGCACGGCACUUGGAACGUCCAUCGUCACCACCAUGGUAUGCCACUGUCCUUGACUAACUCGUCGCUUCACUUCCCGCUAUCAAGUCUACAGCAGUUUCCAAAUCAGACCGUUGAAAUCACCUGUCUCAGCACGAUACCCAGCUAUGCUAAUGUCGGCGAAGGUUUUGCUGAUUUACAAAAUCAUACGGUCACUGUGAAUGUCAUACGUAUGGAACCACCGCCCACUCAACUUCCGGUUAAGAUCAUCAGCCCCGAGCAAAACUCAUCGAAUCGCUGCGAACUUCGACGUGCACUCAUUGUUCUGUGUUAUUUAUUGUACUAUUUUACCAACUCGUAUUAA